CUGUUCUCCGCGGAGCCCACUUGCCCCAUCGCAUACUUAGGGUCGGUGCCUUAGGCGUAAGCAGCUGCGCAGGCUGAUUCAGUUCGUGACAUUUCCUCCUCUUCAGCCCUCGCAUUCUCAAGCACUGUAAAGAUGUGGAGCUGACCUUCUCUGAUGUGACUGGCAAACCAGAGAUCUUCAAAGGCACCAAGAAAGGAAUGGUGUUUCUCACUCCUUACAGGGUUAUUUUUGUGUCCAAGAGCAAGGACCCAAUGAUGUCCUUCAUGAUGCCCUUCUACAAGGUGAAAGGAUGCUCCAUUGAACAGCCCGUAUUUUCCGCCAAUUAUAUCAAAGGAGUGAUAGAAGCAGAACCUGGAGGUGGCUGGGAAGGACAGGCUUCAUUUAAGAUGAGCUUCUUCAGUGGAGGUGCCAUAGAGUUUGGGCAACUGAUGUUCAAACUUGCUAGUGAUGCUUCUAGGGGAGUACCUGCCCAGAGCUUUGGCUAUGGCUAUGCACCUGUUCCUGGGGGCUAUGCCCCUCCGCCUUUUCCAGGAGGAUAUGCACCUGCACCAGGGGCCUAUGCCGCACCACCACCAGGACCAUAUGGUUAUAUGCCUGCACAAAUGAAUGGAUAUGGACCUGCUGCACAACCUAUGGGAUAUCCAUAUGCUCCUCCUCCAGGCAUGUAUCCAGCACCUCCUGGGAUGAACUCCAUGUACAUGGCGCCUCCUCCUCCAUACCCUGGCCCUUCUGCAGGACCUUCGGCCCCAUCUCAGGCAGGACCUUCAGCUCCUAGAACCUGGACAGAGCCAGGAAUGCCAGGUGGCAACAAAGCAACAGAGGCAACUUCCAGUGCAUAUUAUAACCCGGCUAAUCCUCACAAUGUCUACAUGCCUAUGGAUCAACCACCUCCUUAUUCACCACCUGAGGAGAAGAAGAAUAACUGAGCAGAGCCCAGGGCUGUCCUCCCAUGUUUUUGUCCUAGAAGAUUUUGCCAUUGCUGCCGCCUCCUCUUGGUUCUGUAUACUCUAGGUCAUCCUGUGUCACUAACCUGCACGAUGUUGGGUGACUCUUCAACACCCGCUGUUCUUGAAACUUUCCUCAUGGCAAUACAAAAGAGCAGUGACAGUAUUGCUUUCCUGAGUACUUGCUUUCUCUCCUGAGACCAGAAUAGAUCAGCCAUGACUAUUUUAGCCCUUGGUUUGACAGGAGAGGUGAAAUAUGCAUAAUGCAAAUGAAGCCACUUCACAUAAGUAGGAAUGAAAUACUGAAGCUCUUUGUAUGGAACAAAAACACUCGUAUAAUGACACACAGAUAGGAAUAUGACAGGAGUAUUCUGCUUCCAUGCAUCUCUGCUUGUGAGCAUCAGUGUGGCAUGUUACAACUGUGUUAACUCCAUGCAUUUUUUUAAAAAAAUUCCAUGCAGUUUAAUGCAUGAGAGGGAAUUCUAUAAAUAUGUGGAGGCUUAUCUUAUUUUCUAGGAAAGUAGCAGAGAGGACUUAUGGGAAAAUCUCCAGUGAUGUAUAAAAAGAUGGCCUGGGGAAGCAACCAAAGGGCUAACCGGUAGCUGUCUUUUUGAAUAUGUCGGUGCAUCUCCAACUUAUCAUGAUGAAACUGCAUCUGGCUCUGCAACAAACAUGUUCUCUACACUUUUGCAACCUAUCCCUUGCAAAAGGGAUGCCUGGUGGAAACUUACAAUCAUGUGAAAUAACAUGUAAUAGGUUUCUCUUCUGCUUUCUCUUUUGACUGUUGGAUCAGUCUCUCUAAAAGUGUAUCCUGUCUUUUGGUAUAGGGGAUAUUGAGAAGGUCUCACAUUCAAGAGAGGCCAGACUAUCCGUCUGCUCAUCUAAUUCCUAGUGCAGCUGAGAAACCUGGAAAGGAUCAAUUUAUCUGAACUGGAACCAAAGAUGUGGCUUUAUGAAAUUAGUAGUUUGGAGUUGAGGGGUGAAGCUAAGCAAAAAGUAUAGGGUACAGAAAUAAGAGCAACCCACCCGUCAAGCAUUCUGGAAACACAACCCAAGCAAGAAUGUCUUGGUCUCCUGGAAACCAGCCCAAUCCAGGUCCAGAAUGUCUUGGUACCCAGUAGCAGCAAGUGCAGCAGAGUCUAUUUAAUAGGAGAGUACUUUAUAGAAAAGAGCUAUUAUUCUAGCAAACUCCUGAGAUAGAUAGUGAAGCCAUUUCUCCUUGCUGAGCUAGGCACUAAUGUAACUAGAAAGGGCUAAAUGGUGAAUGAUGUGGGUGAGAGGGGAAGUAUUGAAACUCACUUUGAAAUAGAGAAAGGCAUGUCAGACUUGCUUUUGAACGAAGUUGGAAGAGAUGGCAGAUGAGUUAGGAAGGGCUAAAAGGAUGUUUGCCAGCAAGCAGCACACAAUAUUGUGGUUGCUUACAUAAGCUGUCUCUGGUUUAACUUUUAUUUUUCACAUGAUAAUCCCCCCUCUUAUCUGUUCCAAAGAGAACUCUUGCUCCACAUAUAAUGGAAAAUAUAACUUAAGUAAAGCCUAAUCUCUUAGGAUAUCUUUUCCUCUCCUCUAAAGGGGCUAUAUUUUGCAAGAACCACUCAUACUAGUUUGUAUUCAUGGAUCCCUUUCUGACCAUCUUCCCUUUAGUAACUGAGAAUAUUACUCAGUAUAGCAGGCAUAGGGUGAAAUUUUCUAAUAACCAUUUUAAUCUAAAUCCAAGAAGCUUAACCACUUUCCAUAACUUAAUAGUUUCCUCUGUAAUAUUUUUGGAUUGCACUUUAAUACAGAAGUAUUGAAAUCUU
Podarcis raffonei (Aeolian wall lizard) is the source of this 2740-nucleotide messenger RNA. It is a transcript of the gene WBP2NL, whose product is annotated as WBP2 N-terminal like. Gene Ontology annotation, biological process: positive regulation of DNA-templated transcription. Gene Ontology annotation, cellular component: nucleus. The transcript has 8 exons. Gene Ontology annotation, molecular function: transcription coactivator activity; chromatin DNA binding. The coding region runs from base 198 to 926 and encodes 242 amino acids. NCBI's taxonomy places the organism in Eukaryota, Metazoa, Chordata, Lepidosauria, Squamata, Lacertidae. The record is from RefSeq and is a predicted model, not a curated record.